GAACCGCGCUCUGCAAGCGACGAUUCCGUCCAAACAUGCCACACGGAGCCUACGAGCGGUGUUUUGGCACCCCCUGCGUGUUCUGGCCAGUCACGCACCGUCACCGUUCGACGGGCUUCUGCUUAGAAUGGGCACAUGUGAGUGGUGAACAUGUCUGCGCCUUACUGCCAUUCAGCGCUAAUUGUUGUCUUCAUAUGGGCAUGCCGUUGGAGACAUCAACGCCAGCCCCGUUGAGCAGUUGGCAGUAGGCUUCUAGAGAAUUGCUGCUGAAACCCAAUUGAUUGAUGUUACAAGUUCAUGCUCGUAGAUUGGUCCAAACCCAAUUGUGGAUAGGUAAAUUUGUAGGGCUUCAGGAUUUCUGUCGAUGGCGAUGCAUGCGAAUGCAACAUCCCCUCUCACAGGUAGGCUGUAUCGCCACUCAUACACCUUCAAGAGGCAGAAUAGCGGGCCAUUUGCUACUCGAAAGGGACAGAGCUGCUUGAAGGACGACUUGACGGUCUUGUCAUCGCUUGCUCGGGUUCGCUUGCUCCGGUUCGCUGUAAACUGCAAGCGCUGUACUAUCCACCGUGCGUCAUCUUCUAGGGCUCGCCUAGGUACCAGGUUUGCUGAAGGAAAACCCUUGAGCCUGCGUCAGCUAGCUGCGCGUGCCUCCGCGUAAGCGCGGGGCCUGGGCCAGCUCGGAGCUCGCUUGCGCCAGUGGCACAGACAUGGCUACAAUGAGGAGACGCAAGCAGGCCAAGGAUGAUCAGCUAACGGAGUCCCUUCUUGAUGACUACGACGCCCGCGAUGCGGACGACGUGGCGCCAGAGCCGCACGAGCCGCCGCACAAGGCCGUGCCGUCGGCGGCGGCUCCCUCGCGCCACACGGCCCUGAUCGUGCACCCCGGCGAGUUCAACCUGCAGGCCUUCAUACAGUCCGUGCUGGCCUGGUGGCAGCGCAUGUUCGGAGCCUGCUUCGGCCCGAUAUUCUCCUACGCGACGCACUUGUGGCCCGUGCCCUCGCGCGAGCCGCAGCUGUCGCUGCUGCAGGCGGAGCGGCUGCAGCAGCUGCGGGACAAGGUGGCGGAGCGGUUCGACAUCGCCAGCCCCUCGCACCAGGACUCUCUGCGGCGUCUGUGGAGCCUGGCGUUCAGCGGCGAGCCCUGCACCGCCCUCAAGACACCGCGCUGGAAGGACAUGGGUUGGCAGGGUGACGACCCCGCCACCGACUUCCGCGGGGCGGGCCUGUACGGCCUAGACAACCUGAUCUACCUGGCGGAGGUGCACCCCGACACGUUCAGGCGGCUGCUGGACAAGAGCGAGGGCACCCGCGCCGCCUGGGAGUACCCCUUCGCGGUGGCCGGCCUCAACCUCACGUGGGCGCUGUCGGAGCUGCUGGAGCUGCACGCGCCUACCGGUGCGGCGGCCGCCGCCGCCGCAGCAGCAGCCAACAGCAACAGCGACUCCUCCGGGCCGCGGCCGCCGCGCGGCGCCGCCGGGCGCGCCUUCCUGACUCUGCUGUCCGAGAGCGAGGUGGCCUUUGAGGAGCUGUACUGCGCCGCCUACUGCCUGCUGGAUGCCACGUGGCUGGAGAUGAGGGCGUCGUACAUGGAGUUCAACGCUGUGAUGAAGCGGGUCAAGGGCCAGGUGGAGAAGGCGCUGGCGAGCCGGCCCGCGGACAUGGCGCAGCUGAGGCAGCGACUGCUGGCGGGGGUGCCGGGCGCUGCGGUCUGGGACUGACGGGGAGAGAAGGAGGGAGGCGGAAGAGGCGAAGCCGCUUGGAACUGGGAAGAAAUGCAGAGAGGCAGCGGCGGGUAUGGGCUGGUUUGUAUCUCGUUGCUGGCAUCGGUUCCGUAAGAACCGAGAAUGGAGGACAAAGCGCAGGAGGUGCAUGACGCAUAACGGGUGCGGGAGAGGUGCUGCUUACGGGGGCUGAGGGCGGCGGGUUGGUGAGGGCUGAGGUGGCCGGUGCGUGGUCAGGGUUGAGGCGGGGUGGGGGCUGGUGAUGAGGUGUACUGCCUGCGGUGGCCAAGGGUUGGGAGGACGUUGGUUGUGCAGUUGGGUGGUGAGGGGCCGCUUGGGGUGGGCAAGGGCUCAUGAAGGGCAUGCGGCGUUGGUUAUGGACAGCGGCGCACGGGAAAAAAGUACGCAGUGCAGUGCAUGCAAUGCAGUAUUGUGGGGGUUGCACUCUUACUUGCGGCUGUGCCUCUACGCCUGCCCACAGUUGGUUCAGGCGGCACAUCGUUGCAUGAGAGGCAGGGGGUGCAGCUUUGGUGCAAGGCUUGCAGUUAUAGGCGAGAUAAGGCUUCCGGAGUUGCGGCUUACGAAGACACAACACUUUAAGGAGCACCCCAGGGGUCCCAACUCAGCAACUCCCAUCCCAGGGAGUCAUGAGAUCCGAAAAUCAAACACCGAGACAGCCAGGUCCGCUCUUGCUCCAAACACACAAGUGUGUUGGAGUAGGGCGCUAUUAACGUGUGUCUAU
Molecule: messenger RNA, 2463 nt
Organism: Chlamydomonas reinhardtii
Lineage: Eukaryota; Viridiplantae; Chlorophyta; Chlorophyceae; Chlamydomonadales; Chlamydomonadaceae
Exons: 9
Coding region: 708-1718 (336 amino acids)
Source: RefSeq, a predicted model, not a curated record